Molecule: messenger RNA, 861 nt
Organism: Anopheles marshallii
Lineage: Eukaryota; Metazoa; Arthropoda; Insecta; Diptera; Culicidae
Exons: 7
Coding region: 1-861 (286 amino acids)
Source: RefSeq, a predicted model, not a curated record
AUGACGACGCACCAUAUGCUUUGUUGCUACUGGUACGAACAGGUACAGUACUGGUACCAGUUUCUAUCAAGCUUUAUAAAGUCUCCGACUAAGGAGAUACAUGUUGACGAACCGGAAGUUGACAGUUCGGCGGAACUAGCGAAUGAAGAUGUUUCAGAUUACGAUUCUGAAGACGAUGAUGUGCAGCAUUGGUGGGACGGAGUUGAAAUUCAAGAAUGCAUCAGAUGUUGGGCAUUGAGCACACAUCAAACGCACCAAGCGCUGAAUGGGUUGUUAGAGAUACUACGCAAGAAAACGCAGUUUAAAUUUCCAAAGGAUGCACGAACUCUACUACAAACCCAACCUGGUGCUCAGCAAAUAGUGCGUAUAGCGGGAGGCGAGUAUUGGUACCACGGAAUUGCGACAUGUUUACUGAAAUAUUUUGGACGUGUUCAACCAAAAACGACAUCGUUCUCUCUUAACGUGUCCAUCGAUGGUCUUCCGCUGCAUAAUAGCGGCCCAACACAGUUUUGGCCCAUUCUGAUCAAUAUACAAGAAGAACCGAACAUACCCUGCAUGAUUGUAGCCAUUUUCUGCGGAUCAACCAAGCCACUUUCUACAGAAGAGUAUUUACGUCCGUUUGUCACAGAACUGAAGGACUUAAUGGAAAAUGGAAUCAUCAUUGCUGACAAACUAAUCCAAAUACGCGUGCGUGCCUUUAUUGCGGACUCUCCAGCCCGUGCAUUUAUCAAAGGCACUGCAAACUAUAAUGCCAAAAGUGGUUGUCAUAAAUGUACAGUCUUAGGAGAAUAUCACCAUGGCUUUCGGGUGGUGUAUUUUACGUCAGUCGAUGCGUUCCUGUUUCUGAUCAACUGCACAUAA